Molecule: messenger RNA, 2158 nt
Organism: Ectocarpus siliculosus
Lineage: Eukaryota; Phaeophyceae; Ectocarpales; Ectocarpaceae
Source: the annotation of a GenBank genome assembly
GCCCUGUUUCCCCUCUUGUCUCUUGUCUACCCUGAGAGCACGAAUCAGGGACUUGGAACGACCAAGAUGAGGGUGGCGUCAAGCUCAUGCUGGUUGAAUGCCGUACUCACAGGCUGCGUAGUGAUGAAGAGUGGCGUGCACGGCUUCAUGGCACCAGCUUUGUCUGGGACACAUGUAAUGGGGAGCACCGCCCAACUCCGGAUGGGACUUGAGAGCCACAAGCCAAGCAAACAGGGACGGCCAGACAUGGCCGCGCGAGCUGUUAGCGUGCCCUUGGCGGAGACUCAGCCGGCAGAGAAGGCGGCCUUCGACUUCGGAGCAGAACCACCGUUCACCCUUGCGGACAUCCGCAAAGCCAUCCCUGCGAAAUGUUUCAAGAAGGACACAUUCCGUUCGCUGUCCUACCUCGCAAGAGACAUGGUGGUUGUGGCGGGCCUCGCUGCUGGAGCCCUCGCUAUCAAGAACCCUCUGGUCUGGCCGGCUUACUGGUUGGCGCAGGGCACCAUGUUCUGGGCGCUGUUCGUGGUCGGACACGACUGCGGCCAUGGCUCGUUCAGCAACAGCAAAAGGCUCAACAGCUUUAUUGGUCAUCUGACGCACUCCUUCAUCAUGGUCCCCUACCACGGCUGGCGGAUAUCUCACAGGACGCACCACUCCAACCACGGACACAUCGAGAACGAUGAGAGCUGGACUCCUCCUUCACGAUCAACGGUGAAGAAAAUGGACUUUGGAGCCCGUAUGGGGCGCUUCAACAAGUGGAUGAUGCUCGUGGUUUACCCGUUCUACCUCUACCUGCGAUCACCUGGCAAGACCGGGUCGCACUUCAACCCCAAAUCUUCCUUGUUCACGCCGUCGGAGAAAAACGACGUCUUGACGUCCACUGCGUGCUACGCCGCGAUGGGGGCCCUGCUCGCUGCUGGGUGUUUCAAAUUCGGAUUCCUCUUCAUGGCCAAGAUAUACAUGGUGCCCUACUGGAUUAACGUGAUGUGGCUCGAUGUGGUCACGUACCUGCACCACACUGACAAGGAGGUGCCAUGGUACCGUGGAAGCGCAUGGUCGUACAUGCGAGGGGGUCUGUCCACUCGUGACCACGACUACGGUAUCUUCAACGAUAUCCACCACAAUAUCGGUACACACGUUGUUCACCACCUCUUCCCUCAGAUGCCCCAUUACCACAUCGUGGAAGCGACGGAGGCCGUGAAGCCGGUGCUCGGGGACUAUUUCGUGGAGCCGGAAAAGUCUGGACCCAUCCCAUUCCAUCUCAUCAAGCGGUUCUUCAAGGGGACAGAGGAGUGCUUGUUUGUAGAAGACGAAGGGGAAACCGUAUACUACAAGAACGACAAGUCGGCGUUUGAAUAAAGUCAGCGCAUCGCCGUUUUUCUUGUUUUCUUGUGGUGACAACGGACGUCGGAAUCAGAAGUUAGUUUUUUUGUUUAGCCGCUCGGCAAACUCCCUAGUCUAGAUGGCUUUUUUCUGUUAGCCUGCAUGCGACCUUUAGAGGAUCGAACUAGCCAGGAUCAUCCUGUGGAUGGAUGCUGUGUAUCGACUUGGCCGAAACAAUUUUCCCUGAGCCGACUGCUCUUUAGUUGUCGUGCUUGUUUUUGCUGAGGCUUGCUUGCAAUGCACGUGUUGCGCUCGUGCAUUGAAUUUUUCGUGGGGGUUUUUGACUUGUCCCCCUCCGAACUGGAUUGGGUAUAGUCUCACGGAGGAUAGGUAGGAAGAUCCAGCGUCGUUCGCCGAAUUGAGCAGCAAUUAGUUUCGAUAGAUGGCAACGACACGUUAGUAUUUAGUGGUGAUAUCCUUAUUCAGCUUGUCUAGGCUAUAUACAAGAUGUCCUACCGAGCUAGAGGUUGAUCACGCAUUUUUUUUUUACUCAAAAGUCAUGGAGAACGAACGCGGUUCUCCCGCUCGAGCAUGAGUCCCUCCAGCCCCCCUUUCACCUUGCCGGCGCGAGUUUUUCUUGCUUAGUGUCACUCGGCUUGGCCAGCAGCGGCCUCCUUUUUUCAACGCAACACAGGGCAGCUGGGGGAGACAGAGGGAGUCUGGAUGCACGGGAUGCAUGAGUGCUGCGCCCUUGCCCCUUUUUAGGGCGCGCGUGCCACACCUGUCGGGCGGGCCGAUUGUUCCUUCCCUGGACAUUGAAAUUCAAUCACCAUCG